GAGAAAAGACACGGUAUAUAGGGCCUUGGACACGGCGUUGUUGUUGUUUGCGUGUAGUUAUCGUUAUACGUCUUGGGGUUGAACUUACGUUGAAAUCGAAUUAGGUGCAGGUACGGUGUCAGUGAAGUCGCCAUUUUGCACCGCGCCGUAUGCUCAAAGUCAGGGAAAGCAGCGUCGACAGGGACCGAUGGUUUGACUGGUGCCCUUUGCUAUCCAUUUGAUCCCAAAAAGCAGUAAGCACGAGCUUCUUGUGAAACAAGUUAUCACUAAGAACUAAGAAGAGUAUUGCAGACCUUACUGGAUCUCAAACAGUCAAGAUGAAAGUGAAGUGUUUAGUUCGAAAUCCAGAUGAUUACAUGAGAGAGACCAAAAAGGACAUCUUCAAGAUGCCGCGGAACUACGACCCUGACCUGCAUCCGUUCGCCGCGCCACGCGAGUACACGCGCGCCAUGAACGCCGCCAAGCUGGGCCGCAUGCUCGCCAAGCCGUUCGUGGGCAGUCUGGACGGCCAUCGGGACAGUGUCACGUGUCUGAGCAAACAUCCGAGCCGGCUGUCGCAGCUGUACACGGGCGCCGCCGACGGAGAGGUGCGGAUCUGGGACCUGGCGCGCAUGCGCUGUCUGCGCACCGUGCAGGCGCACGAGGGCUACAUCCGAGCCAUGACGCAUACCAACGACGGCGCUGCGUUCCUCACAGUCGGGGACGAUAAAACCGUCAAGAGAUGGCGCUCGGGAGAGCUGGAGUACGGCGAGGAGGACGAGCCAGAGAAUACCAUCCUGCUGAGGACGAUUGUGACCAGUAUCAGUCACGCCGUCGGCCGGGCAGAGUUCGCCACCUGCGGAGAGACGUGUCACAUCUGGGACGAGUCGCGAAACGAGCCCGUCAAAACCUUCUCCUGGGGCGUGGACAGUCUCAGCUGCGUCCGGUACAACCCCGUCGAGACGCACGUGCUCGGCGCGUGCGCCAGUGACCGCAGUGUGAUCCUGUACGACACUCGGGAGCAGCAGCCGAUCCGACGAGUCACCACCCAGCUGCGCUCCAACGUGAUCGCCUGGAACCCCAUGGAGGCGUUCGUGUUCACCGCCGCCAACGAGGACUACAACCUGUACUCGUGGGACAUGCGCCGCCUACAGCGGCCGCUGCUGAUCCACAAGGACCACGUGUCGGCCGUCAUCGACGUCGAUUACUCGCCGACCGGCCGGGAGUUCGUCUCGGGAGGCUACGACAAGACGCUGCGCAUCUUCGGAGCGCGAGAGCCCCGCUCUCGGGACAUUUACCACACGCGGCGCAUGCAGCGGAUCACCUGUGUCUGCUGGACCGGUGACGACAAAUACGUGCUGAGCGGCAGCGACGAGAUGAACAUCCGACUGUGGAAGGCGCGGGCCAGCGAGAAGCUCGGCGUGGUCAAGGAGCGCGAGCGCGCCGCGCGCCAGUACAACGAGCGGCUGGUGGAGAAGUUCGCCAGCCACCCGCAGGUGUCACGUAUCGCGCGCCACCGCCAGGUGCCCCGCCAGGUGCUCACUGGCAAAAAGGAACAGCGCGCCAUCCACCAGAGCCAGAAACGGAAGGAGGCCAACCGGCGCGCCCACUCCAGGCCGGGCACGGUGCCGCGCGUGGCCGAAAAGGACAAGUUUGUGCUCAAGGAGGAGGAGUGAGAAGGGGUGGAGGGGGAGGGGGGAUUGCUGUCGGCGCCUGUCGACUCGGUACUGUCUGUGUUAUACUGCAAACAAACGACCGUGGAGUGUGGAAUAUAUUUGUAUUUUGAUC
This is a messenger RNA of Amphibalanus amphitrite, 1767 nucleotides long. Its product is annotated as DDB1- and CUL4-associated factor 13-like. Lineage: Eukaryota; Metazoa; Arthropoda; Thecostraca; Balanomorpha; Balanidae. The coding region runs from base 318 to 1655 and encodes 445 amino acids. The transcript is spliced from 8 exons. Gene Ontology annotation, biological process: maturation of SSU-rRNA from tricistronic rRNA transcript (SSU-rRNA, 5.8S rRNA, LSU-rRNA). Gene Ontology annotation, molecular function: protein binding. The record is from RefSeq and is a predicted model, not a curated record. Gene Ontology annotation, cellular component: nucleolus; small-subunit processome.